AUGAUGGAACUCUACAACAAGUUAGCUCUCCUGAACAAAAUGGACGUCGCUUGCAAUCUAAAGCUUGGAUCUUACCAAGAAAGAGUGGACUUACUAGAUCAAUUGGAGCGCCACUACCAACCCCAUGUCUACGAAAACGACAACCUUCUACGUAAACUACUUGUUCCAGUGAUUAUAGCCGAGCAUACAAGACCAAAAUUAGAUCCCUGGACCGAAACUCAGGAAUUGAAGAAAAAUUGCAAAAUUCUAGGAUACACCUCAGCCACCUUAUUCGUCAUCGUUGCCGCCGGAGUAUUCUGGAGAAUCAGAACCGCUUGA
Auanema sp. JU1783 is the source of this 318-nucleotide messenger RNA. The record is from the annotation of a GenBank genome assembly. Lineage: Eukaryota; Metazoa; Nematoda; Chromadorea; Rhabditida; Rhabditidae.